UUGGGGAGGAGAUUAAAAGGGAGGGGGGUUUUGUCAUUUGUGCGGAAACCCUUCAUCCCUCCCGUUUAAACCAAAAAAAGGGUCCAAAAUUAGCAGUUUCGUGCAGCAAAGUGUCGGGCUGUGAAGGCAGAGAGAAAUUGACUAAUUAGCAAUGCGCACUAAAACUUGACGGUUCUCUCUAUAACAGCGAGGGAAAGACUCGGUUUUUCUCCCCCUUUCUCUUUUCUUUCUUCCAUAGAUGUUUGAAAUCGCAGUCAUUUACGCUCGACAGUUUUUACAAUAGCCUUGAGCCAUAAUUUUGCGAGUCUCUCCAGCAUCCAUACCCCUGCAUGGUCUCUCUCCACCGGCCAUGCACGACCGUUUCUCUCCCCAACCGUGGAUUUCCUAUUACUCUCGUUACGACUCACUGAGCCCCAGGCCCAAGGAUAAUGAUGUGUUGUUUCUUGGUAGCAUAAUUUGUCACACGUAUAUUUCUUCUUCUUCUUCUCUUGCAGAAAGCACAGCUCCCUCUCACACACUCACACACUUCUUGUUAAUUCAGAAGAACAAAUGAUCAACGUCAACAAAUAACCUGAAAUAGUGACUUUAUGAGUUGGAAUCAAUGGUUAUUUUCAGACACCACCGACCUUAGACUUUAAAGGAAAGGACAUUUUCUUAAAAGAAGAACAAAGGAAAAAUUCAAGUGAGAAUAUUGGGAACCAGAAGCUUACUUUCUUUUUUUUUGUCAAGAGCUGAAGUCAGGUGGCGUUCACAGCCAGGAAGUCAUGUCCAGAUCGGGUGAUAGAACAUCCACCUUUGACCCAACACACAGUGACACCCUGCUGCACGGGCUCAAUCUCUUAUGGAGAAAACAGCUUUUCUGUGAUGUGACUCUCACUGCCCAGGGACAGCAGUUCCACUGCCACAAGGCUGUGCUGGCAUCCUGCUCGCAGUAUUUCAGAUCCCUCUUUUCUUCCCACAAUGUAAUCAACAAUGAGGGGAGCAAAGGGGACCAGGGCAGCAGUGGAACCCCCUCAUCCUCACCUGAUGACAAGCUGGUGACCCCUAGCGCCAGGCCCAUCAAUAACCUGGUACUCCAGGGCUGCUCCUCCAUUGGACUACGGUUAGUGCUGGAGUACUUGUACACUGCCAAUGUGACUCUUUCCCUGGACACAGUGGAAGAGGUGCUGUCAGUCAGCAAGAUCCUCAACAUCCCCCAGAUUACCAAGCUCAGCGUGCAGUUCCUCAAUGACCAGAUCUCUGUGCAGAACUACAAGCAGAUCUGCAAGAUUGCUGCACUCCAUGGACUGGAUGAGACCAAGAAGCUGGCCAACAAGUACCUGGUGGAGGAUGUGCUUCUGCUGAACUUUGAGGAGAUGUGUGCCAUGCUAGAUGCUCUGCCACCCCCAGUGGAGUCAGAGCUGGCUCUAUUCCAGAUGUCAGUCCUCUGGCUGGAGCAUGACCGCGAGACUCGCAUGCACUAUGCGCCGGACCUUAUGAAGAGGCUGCGCUUCGCCCUCAUACCUGCUCCAGAGUUGGUUGAGAGGGUGCAGUCUGUUGACUUCAUGAGGAGUGACCCUGUGUGCCAGAAACUACUCCUGGAUGCCAUGAACUACCACCUGAUGCCCUUCAGGCAGCACUGCAGGCAGACCACGGCCAGCAGAAUCCGUUCCAAUAAGAGAAUGCUGUUACUGGUGGGUGGUUUGCCUCCUGGACCUGAUCGCCUCCCCAGCAAUUUGGUUCAGUACUAUGACGACGAGAAAAAGACAUGGAAGAUCCUCACAAUAAUGCCUUACAACAGCGCCCAUCACUGCGUGGUGGAGGUGGAGAACUUCCUGCUGCUGCUGGGCGGAGAGGACCAGUGGAACCCCAAUGGAAAACACAGCACUCAUUUUGUCAGCCGCUAUGAUCCCAGAUUCAACAGUUGGAUACAGUUGCCUCCUAUGCAGGAGAGGAGAGCCAGUUUCUUUGCCUGCCGCCUGGAAAAGCACCUGUACGUGAUUGGUGGUAGGAACGAGAGUGGCUACCUCUCCAGCGUGGAGUCCUACAACCUGGAGACUAACGAGUGGAACUACGUUUCGUCUCUGCCGCAGCCUCUGGCUGCCCAUGCUGGAGCCGUGCACAACGGCAAGAUCUACAUAUCAGGAGGGGUGCACAAUGGGGAGUAUGUGUCCUGGCUCUACUGUUAUGACCCUGUAAUGGAUGUGUGGGCGAGGAAACAGGAUAUGAACACAAAGCGUGCCAUUCAUGCCCUGGCUGGAAUGAACGACCGCCUGUAUGCUAUUGGUGGAAACCAUUUGAAAGGUUUCUCCCACCUAGACGUAAUGUUGGUGGAGUGUUACGACCCAAAAGCUGACCAGUGGAACAUCUUGCAGACACCCAUCUUGGAGGGCCGCAGCGGCCCAGGCUGUGCUGUGUUGGAUGACAGCAUCUUCCUCGUGGGCGGCUACAGCUGGAGCAUGGGGGCCUAUAAGUCUUCUACCAUCUGCUACAGCCCAGAGAAAGGAACAUGGACAGAGUUGGAGGGAGAGGUGGCAGAGCCCUUAGCUGGCCCAGCCUGUUCCACUGUCAUACUACCUGCCUGCCUUCCCUUUAACAAAUGACAACUAAUCCAACCGAAGGGCGGUAAGGGUGCAGAGCAGGAGUGUGAAUGGAGGGAGGACCAUCAAUGAGCAAAACAGUUGUUCAAUAAUUUUCUGACAAACCCUCCGGUCAGAUGACUGGGGUGUGUAUAAAUUAUUUUUUUACAGGUUUGACCAGAGCACUUUCGUUAUUCCCUACUGAAGGUUUGAAAAAAAGAAUUGUGUAACUCAUGUAUUUAAUCAUCUGUGUUCUGAGAAAUGGUCAGUUUCAUAUUUGAUUUGAUUUAAACUGAUAGUAAGUGUUUUUGGCUUCUCUUCUAUAGCACGCAUAGUGUUGAAAUGAAUUAUAGCUUACAAAUCCAUUGUAUCUUGUAUUCAGUAGAGGCAUAAUUCCAUUUAAUGCAGUGUUAUUUAAUGGACUAACACUGGGAGAAAAGGUGAUCAGUCCAAAAUUGUCAUCAUGGGGUUAAGUUAAACUAGGGCUGGGUGAGUUACAUUAACAAUGAUGAUCAAAGCGUAUACAUAUUCUUCAUCACUCAUGUUAUAACUCACUUCUCUCUGGCUGGAUUGUGCAUUUAUCCUGCUGUUGAAUCAUUACGCAACUGUUGUCUUUCUC
Messenger RNA from Etheostoma spectabile (orangethroat darter), 3177 nucleotides. It is a transcript of the gene klhl14, whose product is annotated as kelch-like family member 14. The record is from RefSeq and is a predicted model, not a curated record. NCBI's taxonomy places the organism in Eukaryota, Metazoa, Chordata, Actinopteri, Perciformes, Percidae. The coding region runs from base 765 to 2582 and encodes 605 amino acids. Gene Ontology annotation, cellular component: neuron projection; neuronal cell body; endoplasmic reticulum. The transcript is spliced from 9 exons. Gene Ontology annotation, molecular function: protein binding.